This is a messenger RNA of Castor canadensis (American beaver), 2902 nucleotides long. RefSeq names its product potassium channel tetramerization domain containing 19 (gene Kctd19). Gene Ontology annotation, biological process: protein homooligomerization. The record is from RefSeq and is a predicted model, not a curated record. Lineage: Eukaryota; Metazoa; Chordata; Mammalia; Rodentia; Castoridae.
CCUGGCAUGCUCCAUGAAUCAGCAGAGGAUUUGUUUCAUUUCAAUGUGGGGGGCUGGCAUUUCUCAGUUCCCAAAAGCAAACUUGCUCAGUUCCCAGACUCGCUGCUAUGGAAAGAGGCUUCAACCUUAAACUCUUCAGAAAACCAGAGGCUAUUUGUCGACAGAGAUGGCUCCACAUUUAGGCACGUGCACUAUUACCUCUACACCUCCAAGCUCUCCUUCUCCAGUUGUGCAGAGCUGAACUUGCUCUAUGAGCAAGCACUGGGGUUGCAGCUGAUGCCUUUGCUGCAGACUCUAGACAAUCUGAAGGAAGGGAAGCACCACCUCCGUGUGCGGCCCGCAGACAUUCCUGUUGCUGAGAGAGCAUCUUUGAACUACUGGAGAACAUGGAAAUGUAUCAGCAAACCCUCGGAAUUUCCAAUAAAAAGUCCAGCCUUCACAGGCCUGCAUGACAAGGCACCUUUGGGGCUCAUGGACACACCACUGUUAGACACAGAAGAAGAAGUACACUACUGCUUCCUGCCCCUAGACCUGGUAGCCAAGUAUCCAAGCCUUGUGACUGAAGACAACCUGCUGUGGCUGGCUGAGACUGUGGCCCUCAUCGAAUGCGAGUGCAGCGAGUUCCGCUUCAUUGUGAAUUUUCUUCGCUCACACAAGAUUUUGUUACCGGAUAAUUUCUCCAACAUAGAUGUGUUAGAAGCAGAAGUAGAAAUUCUGGAAAUCCCUGAGCUCACAGAAGCUGUACGGUUGUGUCGGAUGAACAUGGGAGGCUGUUCCCGGACCUCCUGUCCUUCCCCAAGCCCUGGAAAAGGGGGGCGUGCAGCUGGCCUGGAGUCCACAAAGCCACUGUACAUGAUGGCCCUGGGUCUGCUGGUGAAGUAUCCAGACUCUGCGCUGGGACAGCUUCGCAUUGAGAGCACGCUGGAUGGAAGCAGACUAUACAUCACGGGGAAUGGGGUCCUCUUCCAGCACGUGAAGAACUGGCUGGGGACUUGCCGGCUGCCUCUAACUGAGACCAUUUCUGAGGUGUAUGAGCUCUGUGCCUUCCUAGACAAGAGGGACCUCACCUAUGAGCCAAUGAAAGUGGCUUUGAAGACUCAUCUGGAGCCGAGGACUUUGCCACCUAUGGAUGUGCUCAAUGAGGAGUGGACAGCAGAGAUCACUGUGUAUUCCCCUCAACAAAUCAUCAAGGUUUAUGUAGGAAGCCAUUGGUAUGCAACUACCCUGCAGACCCUGCUAAAGUAUCCAGAACUGCUGUCCAACCCUCAGAGAGUGUACUGGAUCACAUACGGACAGACCCUGCUCAUCCACGGAGAUGGCCAAAUGUUCCGACACAUUCUCAAUUUCCUGAGACUUGGAAAACUGUUUUUACCAUCUGAAUUUAAGGAAUGGCCUCUCUUCUGCCAGGAGGUGGAGGAAUAUCACAUUCCAUCGCUCUCAGAAGCCCUCACACAAUGUGAGGCAUACAAGACAUGGACCCAGGAGAAAGAAUCUGAAAAUGAAGAAGCUUUUCCCAUCAGGAAGCUGCAUGUGGUGACAGAAGGGCCAGGGUCACUGGUAGAGUUUAGUAGAGAUGCCAAAGAAACCACAGCCUGCAUGCCUGUGGACUUUCAAGACUGCAAUGACAGAACUCCAUGGAGCAAUGCCAAGGGGAACCUGGCCAUGGCCAGCCAGAUGGAAGAGGCUGAACAGUACACCAGGACUGUCCAGGUCUCUCUGUGCCGAAAUGCCAAGAGGGCAGGAAAUCCCAGUACAUACUCACACUGCUCUGGCUUAUGUAACAACCCCAGACACUGGGGGGGGCACUCUGAGAGUCCUCCCAAGAAGAAGGGCGCCACAAUUAACCUCACACAAAAAUCUGAAAACAAAGACCCUCCUGUCACCCCCAUGCAAAAACUCAUUUCCCUGGUGAGGGAAUGGGACAUGGUCAAUUGCAAACAAUGGGAAUUCCAGCCAGCACUCACAGCCCCCUUGAGCAGCACCUUGGAGGAGGCUGCCAUGCAUCUCCCCUCAGGAAGUGAGGCUUCUUCCCAGCCCUGCACCUCAGCUGCUUGGAAAGCCCACUCCAUAGCUUCAGAGAAGGAUCCAGGUCCGCAGACUGGGGCUGGAGUGAAAGACAAAGGUCCAGAGCCAGCCUUUAAGCCAUACUUCCCCACAAAAAGAGUUGUUGCUCUAAAGGACUGGGGAAAGCAGAGACCAAAGGAGAGAGAAAGGCCUGCCCCUGAUCAACACCUGCUUAAUGUCAGUGGGAUGGACAACCCAGGGGUCAUCCUCAAAGUGACUCACCCACCUGUGGUGGGUAGCGAUGGCUCUUGCAUGUUCUUUGAGGACAGCAUCAUCUACACCACACAGAUGGACAGCUUCAGGCAUGCAGCACUCACAGCCAGCCCCCAGCCCCAAGAGGUGACUUUCCUGAGUUUCUCUCUGUCCUGGGAAGAGAUGUUUUAUGCACAGAAAUGUCACCGCUUCCUGACUGACAUCAUCUUGGAUUCUAUCAGGCAAAAGGAUCCCAAAGCUAUUACAGCCAAGGUGGUCUCCUUGGCCAACAGGCUGUGGACCCUGCAUAUCAGCCCCAAGCAGUUUGUGGUGGAUUUGCUGGCCAUCACUGGCUUCAAGGAUGACCGGCACACCCAGGAGCGCCUGUAUAGCUGGGUGGAGCUCACACUGCCUUUUGCCAGGAAAUAUGGCCGCUGCGUGGACCUGCUCAUUCAGAAGGGCCUGUCUAGGUCUGUCUCUUACUCUGUCCUGGGCAAAUACUUAUUACAAGAAGGCUAGGGUGCCCAGAGAUGCUGCCCCCCACCAUCCCUCACCCACCAAGGCUCAUUGUUAACUGGGGAAAUCCUCAGAAUGCACGUGCCCAGACACAGGUACAAAUCAGUCUAUUUUUUUAUUUUAAACAAAU